Chanos chanos (milkfish) is the source of this 1311-nucleotide messenger RNA. RefSeq names its product oxysterol-binding protein-related protein 1. The transcript is spliced from 12 exons. Lineage: Eukaryota; Metazoa; Chordata; Actinopteri; Gonorynchiformes; Chanidae. Gene Ontology annotation, molecular function: cholesterol binding. Bases 1 to 1311 code for a protein of 436 amino acids. Gene Ontology annotation, cellular component: cytosol; perinuclear endoplasmic reticulum; plasma membrane. The record is from RefSeq and is a predicted model, not a curated record.
AUGUCAGGGACUGGUAAUCGUGGAGCUAAGGUCCAGUGUAAUGGAGUCAAAAAACACAGAACAUCUCUGCCAGCUCCUAUGUUUUCACGGAAAGACAUCAGCAUUUGGAGUAUUCUGAGGAAAUGUAUUGGAAUGGAACUGUCUAAAAUCACCAUGCCAGUUGCCUUUAAUGAGCCACUGAGUCUUCUCCAACGACUGACAGAGUACAUGGAACAUACAUACCUGAUUCACCAAGCCGAUGCCUCAACAAACUCCACUGAGAGGCUGAAGUGUGUUGCAGCAUUUGCAGUUUCUGCUGUCGCAUCUCAGUGGGAGAGGACGGGUAAACCAUUUAACCCUCUGUUAGGGGAAACCUAUGAGCUGAUCAGAGAUGACUUGGGCUUCAGGUGGAUAUCUGAACAAGUGAGCCACCAUCCACCCAUAAGUGCAUUCCAUGCUGAAGGCUUAAAUGAUGACUUUGUGUUCCAUGGCUCUAUCUACCCUAAACUCAAAUUCUGGGGGAGGACUCUGGAGGCUGAGCCCCGUGGUACUAUCACACUGGAGCUUCCCAAACACAGUGAAGCCUACACUUGGAGCAACCCAACAUGCUGUGUUCACAAUAUCAUUGUGGGUGAGCUGUGGAUUGAGCAGUAUGGUAAUGUGGAGGUCAUCAACCACAAAACUGGGGAACGAUGCAGCCUGACAUUCAAAAGAUGUGGCGUCUUUGGCAAAGAGCUCCACAAAGUGGAAGGUUACAUAUUCGAUAAAAGUAGAAGGAAAUUGUGUGCCAUUUAUGGCAAGUGGACUGAGUGUUUGUACACGGUGGAUGCAGCUACAUUCGAUGCUCACAAAACUGCUGACAAGAAGAAUCCUGAGGAGAAAAAAAUCAGCAAGCAAAAGAGCGUUGAUGUGGAGCCUGAGGAGAUGCCUCCACCAGACACAGAGACAGUACAAGUCAUCCCUGGCAGUGACUGUAUCUGGAGGAUAUGCUCACGGCCAGACAAUUCCUCUAAGUACUAUGCCUUCUCCACAUUUGCCAUGCAACUCAAUGAGCUGGAAAAAGACAUGGAAGGCGUCAUACCCAGGACUGACUGCCGUCUGAGACCGGACAUCCAGGCUCUGGAGAAUGGAGACAUUGAUUUGGCCAGCACAGAAAAGAAAAGGCUAGAAGAAAAGCAGAGGACAGCCAGGAAAAAUCGCUCCAAGUCAAAUGCAGAGUGGAAGAUUAGGUGGUUUCAGCAAGGACCAAACCCACACAGCGGUGCUCAGGACUGGCUCUACACCGGCGGCUACUGGAACAGAAAUUACUCUGAAGUCCCCGACAUAUACUAA